Messenger RNA from Ipomoea triloba (trilobed morning glory), 2493 nucleotides. RefSeq lists its product as uncharacterized. Gene Ontology annotation, molecular function: protein binding. Lineage: Eukaryota; Viridiplantae; Streptophyta; Magnoliopsida; Solanales; Convolvulaceae. The record is from RefSeq and is a predicted model, not a curated record. Gene Ontology annotation, cellular component: cytoplasm. The coding region runs from base 299 to 2212 and encodes 637 amino acids. The transcript is spliced from 11 exons.
UACUUUACGUAGACCUCAAAAAAGGGGCGACCCGCUGUAAUGGUGGAAUAGACGAGUUUGCAGUUGUAAACGGAGCUUCCAUCUUUUUGACUCUUCAAGUCUUUCAUGGUCUCUAUCUCUAUAGUUAGGUUUUCAUUUUCGAAACAGUUUGAAUAUCAUUCAACCGGCCUGCAAUUUCCUUUUCCGCUGUUCGGAUUUUGACACAUACUUGUAUAAUUAUACGAAUCGGAGUAGAUAUUAUAUAUACACACACACAGAAGCACACGCAGUCUCGGUCUGUGCGCGUUUAGAGAAGAAGAUGAAGACGCCUUUGAAGACACUGCGAGGAUUUGCUGCCACUAGGCACGAGAGAAAAGAACGUAGGAUUCGAUCGUUGACUCAAGCAGAUGAAUUAGCUCAAGCUACACAGGAUAUGGUAGACAUGAGAGACUGCUAUGAUGGAUUGCUUUCUGCUGCUGCUGCAACGGCAAACAGUGCAUAUGAAUUUUCAGAGUCUCUACAAGAAAUGGGUGAAUGUAUUCUUGAAAAGACAUCAUUGAGUGAUGACGAAGAAACUGGUAAAGUAUUGCUGAUGCUGGGCAAAGUGCAGUUUCAGUUCCACAAACUUUUAGAUAGUUAUCGCUCACAUAUUAACCAGACAAUCACAGUCCCUUCAGAGUCCCUCCUCAAUGAACUAAACGUUGUUGAGGACAUGAAGAGACAGUGUGAUGAAAAAAGAGAAUCAUAUGAUCAAUUGAUCAAAAAGUAUACAGAGAAGGGAAAUCUAAGAGGAGCCAAAGGGGAGUGUUUUUCUUCUCACCAACUGCAAGCGGCUUAUGAUGAAUAUGAUGAGGGAGCAAAUGUCUUUGUAUUGCGCAUGAAGUCCCUCCGACAAGGACAAUCCCGCAGUCUUCUAACUCAAGCUGCUAGGCACCAUGCAGCUCAGAUUUCCUUCUUCAGGAAGGCUCUCAAAUAUCUUGAGGAGAUUGAGCCACAUGUCAAAUUGGUCACUGAACAGCAAUAUAUUGAUUACCACUUUAGUGGGCUUGAAGAUGAUGAUGAGGAUGACGCUGUAAAUGAUGGUGACCAUGAUUCUAAAGAUGACUCUGAAUCACAUGAUGGUGAAUUAAGUUUUGACCUUGGUCAGAAUGAACUGGAAUAUGUAUCAGCCAACUCAAUGGAGUUGGAUAACACGGAUGUCACAUUCCCUCAAGUUGCUAAACCUGAUUUAGCAAAGGAGAAUUUAGAAAGAAAUAUUGGUGGGACCCCUUUUGCCUUCCGCAGAGAGACUCGUGUAAGCAGCAAAUCUGCACCACUCCAUGCUGAAUUGAAACAUGAUCCAACUGAACGGGCUAUACCAAUUAGUUCUUCACCCUCAUACAAGAUUCAUUCUUACGUGUUGCCGACACCAGACAAAUCAGAGACUUCAGUUCCAGUGAAAUCAAAUCUUGAAGCUCCACAAACAAGGCAACCAAACCUGAGAAGUAAAGCCAACUUGUGGCAUUCGUCUCCUUUGGAUAAGAACAAGUAUGAAAAACCUGGGCCAGCUGAGAAGUUAUCUGGGCCUAUGAUCUUUAGUGCACAACCAAUUCUCAGACAGGGUGACAAUAAUCCAAAACCCAGCAGAUUGUCUCCUCCAUUGUCAGGACGCUCAUCACCACAGCUUGAUCCAUCUGCACACUCAUCACCACAGCUUGAUCCAUCUGCAGCAUCUGAUGCUAAAAAGGCCAAAAGGCAAGCCUUUUCUGGUCCAUUGAUUGGAAAGCCAGGGCCGAACAAUCCCCAUUUUUCUGCCAGUGGUUCAGUGGCCUUUCAAGGGUUCCCUCAAUUUUCUGGGCCUCUCUUGCGUACUCCUUUAUCCCAAUCUUCAUCAACUCCAAAACUGGGCUCACAUGCUUCUCCUUCUUCCAUUUCAACACCUAAAAUUAGUGAGCUACAUGAAUUGCCUAGGCCUCCAGCCCAUUUGCCCUCCACAAGACCCUUACGUGGCAUUGUUCAUUCAGGACCUUUGGUGUCUAGGGGUCCAGGACCUUCUACAAAUAAAGCCGCAGUGUCUCCAGUUGCAUCUACACUUCCAAUGCCACCUCCAGUUCUCCCUCGUAGUUAUUCCAUACCAUCCAGUGGCCAAAUAGAAACAGCACAUGUAUCUAAGCCAUCAAAAGAUUUUGCUUCACCUCCUUUGACUCCAGAAGCCAUAUCGAAUUCUGUAGAGCCUCCACCCCCUGCUACCUGAUCUUUCAUAACAAAUGAAGGGGUGCAUUCUGUAAGAAAUGAUGCUCAUGUAGGGUCAAUUUUUCUCUGUGCUCGCUGGGUACAGGUGCAAUUGUGAAAAGCUGUAUAUACGUUGUGUUAACUAGUUAUAUCCAUUUUGUUUGUCUUCUCUCUUGCUUUUCAUAGCUGAAUUACUAGGUGUAAAGGCUUCAAAAUUAUACGCCAACAUUAGAAAAAUUUUGCUCUCUACUAUGAAUUUCAAUCACUAAUUUCAUUUGCUUAUGUCAUCUUCCUUCCCCUUUA